ACGAGAUGGAGAUUUUGGGGAUUUCUUUCUCCGAGGGAGGUCGAGAGAACUCUCAUUCUCUUCGUCUCCUGGUCUGGAGGCGACGCCGACGCGGCAGCGAUUCGACCUCGCCGUCGUCGGUUCGACGUCGAUUUCGAUCUGUGAGUUCGGGCUUGCCAUCGUUGAUUCGCCAGUGAUCUAUUCCUUUAUCCGAAGCAAGCAAGAGACGUCGUACGUCGAUGGCUGGGGCAGAAGUCAUCAUGCGUGCAUGGAAUGAAUGGGGCAUCCAAGCACUGGUGCUUCUCAGCUUGACGCUCCAGGUCUCGCUCCUCGUGCUGGCGGAGUUCCGCCGGUGCGUGAACUCCGGCGUGCUUAGGUUCUUCAUCUGGUCGGCGUACAUGAUGGCCGACGGGACUGCCAUAUACGUCCUCGGCCACAUGUCCGUCACCAGCAGUUCGCCCCAGCAUCAGCUGAUGGCCUUCUGGGCACCAUUCCUCCUGCUCCACCUCGGUGGGCAGGACAGCAUCACCGCCUACGCCAUCGAGGACAACCGUCUGUGGCUACGCCACCUGCAGACGCUCGCCGUGCAGGUGGCUGCAGCUGGCUACAUCCUCUACGAGUCCUCCAUUGUUGGCAGCCAUUCCUUGCUCCGGUGGGCCACCAUGCUCAUGUUUGUCGCCGGUGUUGUCAAGUACGGGGAGAGGGUGUGGGCGCUUAGGUGCGCCGAUAGCAGCCAGAUGGCAAAGAAUUACCGAACUCUUCAAGUAUCCUCCAGAGGUUUUGAAUGCUCUUACUAUCUUGACAAGAUAAUUUCUGGACCUCCGUGGGACACAGAAACCUACCUACUGAUGGCUCACCGAAUGCUGGAGGUUCCCAGGAUUUGGUUGAAGGGGCCGCCGCAAAAUUCUCUGUCUCAGUACCCUUUUGCUUCGAAUUUGAGUGGGAAGGAUCUGUAUAAGGUGGCCGAGAUGCAGCUCUCCCUGAUGCACGACAUCUUCUACACCAAGGUAGAGGUCAUCCACAGUAAUUUGUAUGGCCUUUGCAUUCAUAUGCUUCCAGCCAUGGCGACCACCGCUGCAUUCCUGCUGUUUCAGCUGGUGAUACUAGGCCGUGAGGGCCAUGGCUACGACAGGCUAGAUGUGGCUGUCACUUAUGUCCUGCUAGUUGGCGCUGUCAUCCUGGAGACUGCGUCCUUGUUGCGGGCUAUGUUCUCGAGCUGGACAUGUCCUCUCUUGGUGAGGUGGAGUCGCCAUAAGCGCGGAAUGGAGGACAAUACUGUAUGUAACAAUCUGGGCCAUACAAUUACGAGCCUCCGCCGGCUCGUCCGUGCAGCGCAAUGGAGAAGAAGGUACUGGUCGUGCUCCAUGGGGCAGCACAACUUGCUUCGGUUGGGCGUUGGCAGCACGACCAGCCGAAGAAGCAAGAUGGCAAGAUGGAUGGGAGUUGAAGAUUGGUGGAACACCAAGGCUUACUCGUGGCCCAUCCCCGUCUCGGAGUGCAUCCAGGAGCUGUUGGUGAACCAAGUAUUGGAGAGAGAAGGUACUGCCUCCUCCUCGAUCUCGAUGGUGUUGGACGAACAAGAUCAAUUUCCAAUUCCAUCAAAAGGAGAAGAAGAGGAGGGCUCUGCCUCUCAUGGAUCAAGACCAGAAGCAGACGCAGAUGAUCAGCUUUUUGAUUCAAAGGGUCGAGCGGAGUUGAAGAGAUGGGGACUGUACGAGGGUGGCCAGACCUUGAACGGGGAGGAGCGGCUGACCUGGAGCGUGGAGGAGCGCAUCCUUGUCUGGCACCUCGCCACUAACAUCUACCUCACCUGGUGGAACAAGAAGCAGCAGAAGCAGGACAAGCAACAACCCAUGGCCAAGGCGGCCGAGGCGCUCUCCAACUACAUGAUGUUCCUCCUCGCCGCACGCCCCUACAUGCUGUCUCCCACUGCCAGCCGCGAUUCAUACGUCGAGAUGGCCUACGCUCUCACCCCCGCCGGCGGCCUGCGGUACGACUCAACCGAGCAAUUGGCCAGCUUCCUACGGACCUACGGGGAUACACCCGAGUAUGAUGCUCGUGGUAGGCUACGACACAGGUACGGUUCCAACCUUGAUUUUACAACACAACACCAUCUCCAGCUGGUUUUAGACACAGGAUGUGAGCUCGGUGCAAAGCUCAUCAGCCAGGACGAGUUACAAGAGGCAGGGGCAGACGGCAAGCUAGGCCUCAUCGCCCAAGUCUGGGUGGAGGUCUUGUGCCACGCGGGCCAGCAAUGCAGCGCAUAUUCUCAUGCCCGGCAGCUCAGCAACGGCGGCGAGCUCAUCACCGUCGCUGCCCUCCUAGUGGAAUACGUCACGAAACGUAUCCUAACGUUUCCUCGCUAAUACUCCCAACCACCAACAACCUCGCUCAUCCACCGACUGUUGCAAUUCUCAAGAUUAAACCUUCCUUGUUUCAUUUUUCUUGUUCUUAGUCACUGCAGCUCAUCCAGUUUUUUCUGUUCAAGUCGUUUUCCUUUUUACGUACGUUGGAGUCAGGCCAAUCGGCCGAAGCAUUGUAUUCCUAAGGCGUGCGAGAGUAGACAACUCCGGCUCGGACGUCCGAUGUUUGGGAGAAAAAUCGGGCGCUGACGUCUUCAAAACAAGACCACAAUAUAUUCCGACGAAAUUUUUUUAAGCU
Molecule: messenger RNA, 2640 nt
Organism: Oryza sativa Japonica Group (Japanese rice)
Lineage: Eukaryota; Viridiplantae; Streptophyta; Magnoliopsida; Poales; Poaceae
Source: RefSeq, a predicted model, not a curated record